AUGCCAUCACCCAUCCCAAUUUCCCAGUUUUUGCCGAGGAGUUUAACACCGACCAAAUCCCUGAGGCCUUGUAGUAGCCCCAACCAGUUUCAGGGCUGCCGUUUCUCUUGUGCAAAGCCAUCUCGGGCGUUACAACGGCGCUCUUGGUGUACGGUAAUUUGGGCUGAACUGAAGUUACUUGAUCUUUUGGGUUCUGGUGGUUUCGGUUGGGUUUAUAAAGGAACUUAUUAUGGUCAAAUUGUUGCAAUAAAAAAAGUGAGAAAAUGCGUAAAGAACAAACUGGCUGCUCGGCAGAGUUUUUGGGCAGAAUUGAACGUCGCUCACCUGCUGCAUGAGAACAUUGUGAGGGUUGUAGCAGCUACAACGUCUGUUCCCGCAAAUCCAGAGGACGAGGACAGUGUGGGCACCAUCAUCAUGGAGUACGCAGGAGGAACAAGCCUAGAUCACAGAAUUUACAACUGUACGGAACCCCUGGAAAUGAAGGGAUGUUUAACAUUUUCUCAUGAUAUUGUCAGUGGACUGAGUUUCAUACACAGUCACCACAUAGUACACUUGGAUCUGAAACCAGCUAACGUCUUCAUUACCGAGGCCGGGCGGUGUAAAAUCGGAGAUUUUGGGUGUUCUCUCAAAUUACCAAUCGACCGUGACUUGACUCCUAAUGGCCAAUUGCGGCACCUUGCUGGUACCUACACUCACCGGGCACCUGAGCUUCUGAAAGGUGGUCGUGCUACUUUAAAGGCGGAUAUUUAUUCUUUUGCGAUCACUCUCUGGCAGAUGAUGAGUAGGGAUCAGCCCUAUUCCGGCGAUCGUCAGUGCGUGAUGUAUGCUGUAGUGGCUUAUAACCGACGUCCAACUUUCUCCACAAUUUUCGAUGAAUCCUCGUUGGGCCGCGCGAUUCGAUCAAUCAUCAGUAAAUGCUGGGAAUGUGAACCAAACCGUAGACCGAGUGCAGUAGAAUUACUAGAAAAUAUUAACUGCUUAGAAGCACAGCUAUAGCAUUAUCUUGACAAACUUGUGUACUUUAAACUUCAAUAUAUCUUUUAAUGUCGUCCCUUUAUAAAAAAAAAGCAGCAUUGUCUAAAUUUUUUAAAUCUUGUGGAAAAAAAACAUUCCUGUCUUUAACGCCCCAUAUACUGUGCUUUGCGUUCGCCGGGUUAUAACAAUUGGACUGGGAAGUA
Hemiscyllium ocellatum (epaulette shark) is the source of this 1178-nucleotide messenger RNA. RefSeq names its product v-mos Moloney murine sarcoma viral oncogene homolog (gene mos). The coding region runs from base 1 to 996 and encodes 331 amino acids. Gene Ontology annotation, molecular function: protein kinase activity; ATP binding. The transcript has a single exon. Lineage: Eukaryota; Metazoa; Chordata; Chondrichthyes; Orectolobiformes; Hemiscylliidae. Gene Ontology annotation, biological process: protein phosphorylation. The record is from RefSeq and is a predicted model, not a curated record.